AUGACGAACAACGCUAAGCCUCCUGUGCCCACAUUCCGAUCCUUCCGUUCACAGCGGUCAAAAGCUUCAGAGAAUUGUGACACAAGCAAAAGCUCUGGAAGCUCAGAUCUUGAAGGAUUUAACAAACGCUUUCACAGUAAGCGCACACUUAGACGAAACACUCAUGAAUACCGAGGCUCACAUGAGACGAGAGGAGAUGACGCAUCCAAGCUCUUCGUUAUUGACCGUCUUGGAGACUUGAAUUCGGCCAAAUAUGGUCCGAGUUCACACUCUGCACCCUUGAAUACGACAUCCUCAGAUCGAGUAAAAAGACCGCGUCACAACAAAUCCUUGUCAGAGCUUGAGGGAUCUGCCACUGAAAAGGAUUUCAUACCUGUCAGUUUGAAAGAUCAUUCACAAUAUCCGCUGUACAGAGACCCUUAUCAAGGGUCUCAUAGUGCUUCCAUAUCUGACGUUGACGGAGGACCUGUGUUUUCAGCAACGUCAGCACAAGAGGAAAUUCGUUUUUUGCAAGUCCAGAUCUCGAAACAUCCAGAUGAUGUAUCUGCAUGGAUGAAGCUAGUAGAUGCACAGAUACUUCUUUUCGAUAAGGCUAACAUUGCUGACGCUUCUCUUGUUGAAUCCACAUUAGCUCAAAUGAAGCUUUCUGUGCUGGAAAAAGCGUUUCAGGCGUCUGAUCAAAACAAGGAUUCCAUUACUCUACGUGUUGCUCAACUUCAUAUUGCAACAGAAGGUGGCAUAUGGGCCCAGGAAAAGAUACAGCAAGGAUGGCGACAUCUCUUGGGGCUCUCAAGUCUCAACUCAGGUGAGCUUAUGUUGUUAUGGCGCAAUCAUCUCUUUUUUUUAAAGACAAAUGCGUCCAACUUUCAGAUGGACAGGCUGUUGGAUGCUUAUCAUGAUGCUAUUGCGGCUAUAACGAAGCGCAUGGAAAUUGAUCCUGAACAUGUACACCCAAUGGAAAAGUUUCGUGUAGACGUGACUUUGGAUUUGUGUCGCAUUCUCCAGAGUGCUGGAUAUAUCGAAUGGGCCUAUUCGAUUAUACAAGCGGAGCUCGAGCUUUAUCUUGGCGUCUGGCGUGAAGGAAUACCCGCACACCUUGCCGCAGAAGAUAUUCUGGACCUUUUCUGUGUAUGGUGGGACGCGGAAUAUCCGCGAAUAUCCGAUCAUGCCGAUGCAUACUAUGGCUUUUCGAUCCAUCAUCCACAUGCCGGUAACCUAAGCAUUUUUCCUCGCAUUGAUUUAGAAGAUACAAUGACUACGCCAGAAACAAUGCAGAAUCACCAGCAUGCUUGGCAAUUAAAUGAAUUAAAACGUGCAAUCCGAACAACACCUGUCGCUUUUCAUGGUUCUCAAGAGCCUGACCCACAUUGUGAUCCCUACUCAUAUAUUGUUUCUUCAGAUAUUCGUCCACAUUUAUUUUUACCUCUCCGAGCCUCUUUAGAAAGUGUGCUCAUGGUAUUGGAUGCGUUCUUCGCUUUUCUUGGACUUCCUGAAGGCUGGAUUACUCAUACUUGUAAUCAUGAUUCUGAGACUACAUUUCCGAAACUUAACGGAUGGAUUCAGCAUAUACCCCGCUCAGUUCCGCGCUGGCAAACUCUGUCCCUAUCAACCACAUUUUGGCAGGGCAUCUCAUCACAAAAUGCAUUCAAGUGUCCACUUUACAGCUUCGAGAUUCUACCCGAUACGUGGAUUCCACGCACCGAGAAAGACCCGCGUGGAUUCUGGUUUCAUACAUUACCAACGUUACCUCGAUCUACAGCUUGCCAAGUGGAGCGAUGCCUGUUACAGAUGCGCUGCAUAUUGGCGGAUGGAUGUGCUGCAAAUAUUUCUUCCAUCAUGGUUCUUCCUUUGACUAUGCUGUAUGCAGCCACAUAUACUUACAAAGCUGCGAGGCAUGUUCUUCGUGACCAGCUACAGCAAACGCCUCAUAUGGUGGCAUUAUGGUAUGCCUAUGCCCAGCUAGAGCUGUCAAUUUGGGGAAACUGUGCUGCUUUGGGCAAAGUGUGCUCAGAAGUACUAGGUGGGGCCUCUCAUGCCUAUAGCGGGGCUUCUACGGCUUAUUUCCUAUCUUGUAUGUGGUCCUUGUGGAUCGAAUGCCUUUGGGUCACAGGGUCUUGGAACGCUUGUAUGCAAGUGAUAAAGUGUGCUGUGAAUUGCCAAUUCGGUUGUGUUCCCGAGCGCAUUCAAUUAUCAAAUGAAAGUGUGUCACCAGCAGAAGCGCUGCAGAUACUUCAUUCUCUGCGUAAAAUCGUUAAGACGAAACCAGACUGUACGAAUACGUUUGUCUUGGCCGUAUUAGAGCAUAUCCUGCAAGAUGUUUCGGUGGGUGACGAUUUGACCGCCAGUAUUCGCGUAUUCGCUGAAACGUUGAUUCAUUCACCUGAGCAUCUUCGCAAUGUGAUUGCACAAGUGUGUCAGAGAUUCUUAACGGCUUCACAAUGUUGCCAGAAGCGACAUAUAACGCGGCCCCGCGAACUUCGCUCUUUAGCAAUCAAACUUGCCCGAAUGUCUCCGAACAACUCGAUCCUCUUGUAUUCUUUGUUCAUGCAAAAUCAGAAAACACGUUUUGAUCAGUAUGUGCACUAUGUCAUGGAGGAGAUCGCUUUAUCAAAUACCAUGUGCAGGGAGGAGCUAGGAUGGCUUUAUGCCCUUAUGGCGCAGUUGCCAUGCGCCCAUCAAGGCACGCUACGCCAAUUUUUCGACAAGGCCUUGAAAGCUUUGCCAUUUAGUCAGACUUUGUGGCAUGCGGCCUUAGAACUGGAAGCAAGAGGGGUGCCUGAGCUUCGCCGUGUCAAGGCGUUAUUGUACCAGGCCUUGUGGCAUUGUCCUUAUGAUAAAGGUUUAAUACUACGUGCAAUGGAUCCAAUUCUGCAGCCGGCUUUCACAACUGAAGAACUAUAUACAAUUGCACGGGUGGGUGACGAGCGUCAGUUACGAAUAUUUGCGGACAUGAUAGCAUCGCCCCAUUCAGUUCAGGGCGGUGCUUGUACUGUGGCUGUGUCUCCCCUUAAAAGUGGAUCGUGCGCGUAG
Molecule: messenger RNA, 3030 nt
Organism: Malassezia restricta
Lineage: Eukaryota; Fungi; Basidiomycota; Malasseziomycetes; Malasseziales; Malasseziaceae
Exons: 2
Coding region: 1-3030 (1009 amino acids)
Biological process (GO): regulatory ncRNA-mediated post-transcriptional gene silencing; negative regulation of RNA catabolic process
Cellular component (GO): catalytic step 2 spliceosome
Source: RefSeq, a predicted model, not a curated record